AUGGCAGCAGUAAGGAGAUCUUGGGCUCUGCACCUCCUGCCUCUCCUCCUUCUUCGCCUUUGUGCCACCAGCAAGGCUGCCACCAUAAACAUCACCAACCUAUGCUCCUACACCAUAUGGCCGGCCGCUGUGCCGAUAGGCGGUGGCAUGCAGCUCGACUCUGGGAAGUCGUGGACUCUGGAGGUGCCUGUCGGGGCCACAAGCAGUGGCCAGCGCAUCUGGCCACGCACAGGCUGCUCAUUCGAUGGCAAGGGCAAGGGGUCAUGCCAGACGGGCGACUGCGGCGGCUUACUUGCCUGCAAGAACUAUGGGAAGCCGCCCAACACUAUCGCUGAGUUCACGACCGGACAGUUUAAUGGUACAGAUUCUUUCAACAUCUCCCUAAUCGACGGCUUCAACGUGCCCAUGGACUUCCUGCCAGUGCCAACCCAGGGAGGGCCAAGGUGCAGCAAGGGGGCGCAUUGCACAGCCAACAUCACGUCACAGUGCCCAAAUCAGCUUCAAGCCCCAGGGGGUUGCAACAAUCCUUGCACGGUGUUCAAACAGGACAGAUACUGUUGCACCAGCAACUCUAGCAGUUGCGAACCCACGACCUACUCACUACUCUUCGUUCGAAUGUGCCCGGACGCAUACAGCUACUCCAGGGAUGAUAGCACGAGCACCGUGUUCACUUGCCCAACAGGCACCAACUACCAGGUCGUCUUCUGUCCCUCGAUCGAUGCAACAACUUCUCCUCUAGAUGUGUUCAAAAAACCUUCUCAAGAUCCUCCUGUACAUAUGUCCACUUACACCACAACACCAUCUCCCGCUUUGAUGAUACUAAUUGCCGGAUUCGGUUUCAUAUUCAUUGUAGCUAUAAUAUUUUUCAUUAUUCGUAUGAGAAGGACAAGACGAUGCCAGGCGAUGGAGGAUGAGGAGGAAGAUUUCAGAAACCUGCAAGGAACACCAAUGAGGUUCACAUUUCAACAGUUAGAAGUAGCAACUGAGCGAUUCAGAGACAAGCUCGGAGAAGGGGGAUUUGGGUCUGUUUUCAAGGGGCAGCUUGGUGAGGAAAUAAUUGCAGUGAAACGUUUGGAUCGAGCAGGUCAGGGAAAAAGAGAAUUUUUGGCAGAGGUUCAGACAAUCGGUAGUAUACAUCAUAUCAAUCUGGUGAGGCUGAUUGGUUUCUGUGCAGAGAAAUCCCAUAGGCUCUUGGUUUAUGAGUAUAUGCCCAAAGGAUCCUUGGACAAGUGGAUUUAUUGUCGACAUGAAAACAGUGCUCCUCCAAUGGAAUGGAAGGUAAGAUGCAAGAUUAUCACAAACAUAGCUAAGGGUCUCUCUUAUCUUCAUGAGGAGUGCAUGAAGAGAAUUGCUCAUUUGGAUGUCAAGCCACAAAAUAUCCUCUUAGAUGAAAACUUCGGCACUAAGCUUUCUGAUUUUGGACUAUGCAAGCUAAUAGAUAGGGAUAUGAGCCAAGUGGUCACUAGAAUGAGAGGCACACCUGGCUAUUUAGCUCCGGAAUGGUUAACGUUGCACAUCACAGAGAAGGCUGAUGUAUACAGCUUUGGUAUCGUGGUCAUGGAAAUCGUCAGCGGAAGAAAAAACCUUGACACUUCACGGUCUGAUGAGAGCUUGCAUCUUAUUACCAUGUUGGAAAAAAAGGUGAAGAGUGAUCAGUUGGUAGAUUUGAUUGAGAAGAACAGUACCGACAUGCAAGCACAUGAACAAGAUGUAAUUCAGAUGAUGAAGCUCGCGAUGUGGUGUUUGCAGAUUGAUUGCAAAAGAAGGCCUAAGAUGUCCGAGGUAGUCAAAGUCUUGGAAGGUACCAUGGAUGCAGAGAGCAAUAUAGAUCAUAACUUUGUUGUAACCAAUGAAGCAAAUUUCGGUAUUGUUGGACGUGUAAACUUCUCAGCUCCACCCGUAGCCUCAGAUGUAUCAGGUCCCAGGUGA
Molecule: messenger RNA, 1929 nt
Organism: Lolium rigidum
Lineage: Eukaryota; Viridiplantae; Streptophyta; Magnoliopsida; Poales; Poaceae
Product: PR5-like receptor kinase
Exons: 1
Coding region: 1-1929 (642 amino acids)
Biological process (GO): protein phosphorylation
Molecular function (GO): ATP binding; protein kinase activity
Source: RefSeq, a predicted model, not a curated record